AUGCUGUUCAUCUUCAGCUGCCAGCUUUGCAUUGCUAUUGCUCUGUUGAUCUUCAUCUCAAACGGUACUUCAAAAAAGGAAACACGCGUUGAUGUCGACGCAUAUAACAUUGACCAAAACGAUUUCUCACAAGAAUUGAGGCUUGGACCCAUCGAUGCUGUUUACACCUGGGUCAAUGGGUCAGAUCCUAUAUGGAAGAGCGAUAGGGACUUUUGGUAUCAGCGCUCGAUCCAGGAAUAUGAUACACCUGCCCGAAAUAUCCAGAAAAGUCAGAACAACGGCUCUAAUGAUGAGGACGGUGCUUCCGCCGACAAUCAUUUUCGAGACAACGACGAGCUCCGAUAUUCAAUUCGCUCCCUCGAUAAAUAUGCACCGUGGAUCCGCCAUAUAUACGUCGUGACGAAUGGCCAGGUUCCUUCUUGGUUAGAUCCAGACAAUCCCCGUAUCACAAUUGUCAAGCACUCGGAAAUUUUCCAAAAUUCCUUACACUUGCCGGUCUUCUCUUCCUCUGCUAUCGAGAGCAAUCUGGACAGAAUUCCAGGUCUCAGUGAUACCUUCCUCUACUUCAAUGACGAUGUUUUCCUUGCUGCGCCUGUGUGGCCACAUGAUUUUAUCACACCAUCUGGGGUGCAAACCAUCCACCUCUCCCACCCAGUUCCAUUGGGUUAUGAUGCAUAUCCAGAGUAUCGGUUUGGAGCUAACAACUCUGCUCCGGAUAAGCCCCACGAGUUUGACGACUACGGCUUCGUGGAUGACGGGCAGGGCGGAGUAAAAAUUGAGCAGCUAGUUGGGAAAGUACAUGCCUCAUCGGCAUGCGAUGUGGAAGGAGCAGAGAUCCCGCAGUCUUUACUUGACGCAGUUUUGGGGAGUAAUGUCCCUCUAGGACACGGCCACAUUAAUCUUACCUUACACUCAACCCACCAAAAUUGCACCUCAGAGGACGUUGAGGCAUCAAACACGACAGAGAGCAUGCCAGGGCUGGACACCCAUAGCCGAAUAAAACUUGCUGCGCUGCUAGAUGCAUUCUCGCAGUGCCCAAAUGCCGAUGAUUUGGUUGCUAAUGCAAUCAGAUCUGUGAUAAAGGCAUUCAACGGACGAUUCCCUUUCUCAAAACACCUCCGGAGGGUCCCGUCUCACAUGCCUCAUAUGAUGAACAAGCAAAUACUUACCGAGCUCAAAAGUCUAUUUCCACAAGAGUUCCAGCUAAACUCAGCACACCGAUUUCGGCACCCACGGGACCUACAGGUUGGCUUUGCCUAUUUCAACUAUCUAGUCAAUCGCCACGACUUUUUGUCUUCUACCCUGUGCGGGUUGCGGGAUCAAGACAUUGACAUCAAUAGCAAUUGUAGGGUUGAAGAAGAUAAUAUCCGAACUUUCGAAAGCCUUCUGUGCGGAACAAGCCCACCGGCAGGCUUUCAUGACUCCGUUCAAAGGUGCCUUCACAAUGACUCUGAGUUCACAAACAACCUAGAAUUCCCGACGAAAACGGGAAAUACGACAGGCUUUUCUAUCAAGGACGUUGAGCGUUGCAUCGAUAUGCCAGGAUUGCGAUCGCGUUUGCAGAAGAAGGGAUAUAGACUGAAGAUGGGAACCGAUGUGACCUUUCACGAGUUGGGAGACGACUACCAGACCACUAUGGACCAACUACAAUCGACAAGAGACCGACCAACAAAAUUUAUUUGUCUCAAUGACGACAUGAAGAGCCCAUCAACUGAAACGUGA
Messenger RNA from Penicillium samsonianum, 1722 nucleotides. RefSeq lists its product as uncharacterized. NCBI's taxonomy places the organism in Eukaryota, Fungi, Ascomycota, Eurotiomycetes, Eurotiales, Aspergillaceae. The record is from RefSeq and is a predicted model, not a curated record. Gene Ontology annotation, molecular function: transferase activity, transferring phosphorus-containing groups. The coding region runs from base 1 to 1722 and encodes 573 amino acids. The transcript is spliced from 2 exons. Gene Ontology annotation, cellular component: Golgi apparatus.